UCAUUCCGCCAUUAUCAAAAGUCGAAAUUGCACAUAGGUAUUCGCAUCACACUCAAACUCACGUCUGCCUUAAAUGUUCCGUAGUUUUUCGGGAAAUUAUCGUAGCUUUCCUGAAUAAAAUCGUCUAGAGUGGGACGCUGUAGUGCUGCAAACUGUUAGUUGCAGUUAUUAUCGAAAGUCGUGUGCAAAAUAGUGAUUUAGAGUAACAGAAAAAAAAGAAGGCUGAAAUGUCCCUGACGGAAGGAGAAGUCAAACUAUCGCACCGUACGAGGAAACGCGUUCGGGAUGUCAAGCGAAAGGCUAGACCUGAACUAGCAGAUAAGGCCGCUUGGGUACAGCUCGAUUACCAUAGAAAAUUUGAUAAGUUUAAAGAAUUUGACGACAAUGUAGAAAGGAUACACGUGAAAGAUGUGAGUUCGCAGGAGUUUAUCGAACGUUACGAGAGCAUCUAUAAGCCGGUGGUCAUCGAAGGCGUUCAGGAGGGAUGGAAAGCUCAAUACAAGUGGACCUUGGAACGACUGGCUAAAAAGUAUCGGAACCAGAAAUUUAAAUGCGGCGAGGAUAAUGAUGGUUACAGCGUAAAAAUGAAGAUGAAAUACUACAUCGAGUAUAUGCGAAGUUCGACAGAUGAUAGCCCGUUGUACAUUUUCGAUAGUAGCUUCGGCGAGCAUCAUCGCCGGAGAAAGCUUCUGGAAGAUUACGAUAUUCCCGUCUACUUUCGGGAUGAUCUGUUCAAGUAUGCUGGCGAAGAACGACGCCCACCGUACCGGUGGUUUGUGAUGGGUCCGGCACGGUCCGGAACGGGCAUCCAUAUCGAUCCGUUGGGAACGAGUGCGUGGAAUGCGCUUGUCCAGGGGCACAAACGGUGGUGUCUGUUUCCUACGAACACCCCGAAGGAGCUGCUAAAAGUUACCGGUGCGAUCGGAGGGAAACAGCGCGAUGAGGCGAUCACGUGGUUUAAUCUGAUUUAUCCGAAGACGAAACAGUUGGACUGGCCGGCGGAUUGUAAACCGAUUGAGAUUCUACAGAAACCGGGCGAAACGGUAUUUGUUCCGGGCGGCUGGUGGCAUGUGGUCCUGAACAUGGACGAUACUAUUGCUGUGACUCAAAAUUUUUGUAGUAAAACUAACUUUCCCGUGGUUUGGCACAAAACUGUGCGUGGUCGGCCAAAAUUAUCCAAAAAGUGGUUAAAGGUGCUACAGGAAGUGGAACCGGAACUGGCCAAACUGGCGACGAAGAUUGACCUCGGUCAGAGUACCGGUGUGGCGUCCGAUAGCUCGAGCAACUCCAGCUCCUCGUCUUCCAGCUCGAGCAGUGACGAAAGUGAUAGCGAUUCUAACACAGACAGCGGCCAGGAGUCGCUGUCGGCGCAUAAGACUAAGAAACGCCGGAAAACGGGUGGCGGAAUGAUGGCUUGAUUAUUGUUGUAGAGCAACGGAGAUUGAUUUGUUUUUUAAAAGUGGAAAUUGGAUUCUUUCCGAGCGAAGAAUCAAAACUCUGACGGCUAUUUUCUAGGUUUUCUGUAUUUUUUAUUGAACAGUGAAUUUGAACAUUUGACGGACAAGGACGAACAUUUUAACUAUAAACAGUUAACACUGUGCAACACAAAAGAAGCCAAGUAUUACAAGUAAACUGAGAAUCACUAAUUUAUAUUAAUUUAUGCGAAUUAGAAAUGAAUUGAGGUGGUACUAGUUUUCGCUAGUUGGAAGACGAAAUAACAGGUUUAGCCAAAUUAGAGAAUUGAUAGAUUGUAUUUGUAACGCGUAGUAGGAUAGGAAAACAAACAAUAACCUCUCAAGAUACACAGAUAUCAUCCGCGGCAGUCCCAUCAGCCGGAAUGGGAAAAAAAUGAAACAUUGCAUCAAAAGUAGAACAUUUAUCACUACUCACUGGACUGAGCAGCGCAGGAUUUAUCAGCAGAGCAAAAGUUUAAUAUGACGGUACUGUGCCUUGAGUAUAGCAAAACAAAUUAAUCCAAUCUUAUAUACUAGGACUCUUAGAUAACAAACAUCUGCAAUUCGGUAGAGAUAACAGUUGUGCUACAUUAGGAACAAAUCGAUCGCGGUAACAGUGCGAUUCACAGUAAGUGAAAUAAAACAUUUCAAAAUAUAA
Messenger RNA from Topomyia yanbarensis, 2112 nucleotides. RefSeq names its product bifunctional arginine demethylase and lysyl-hydroxylase PSR (gene PSR). Lineage: Eukaryota; Metazoa; Arthropoda; Insecta; Diptera; Culicidae. The record is from RefSeq and is a predicted model, not a curated record. The coding region runs from base 228 to 1418 and encodes 396 amino acids. The transcript has 5 exons. Gene Ontology annotation, molecular function: P-TEFb complex binding; histone H4R3 demethylase activity. Gene Ontology annotation, biological process: phagocytosis. Gene Ontology annotation, cellular component: cytoplasm; nucleus.